GUGCGUCGCUUUACGGCUCUCAUGGAGAGCUUCCACCGCGAGGCAGACGCGAAGGUCGUCGAAGGUGGGUGUAUGUUGCUUGUGCGAGCUUUUGGCGAGGAAGGGCGGGGUGCUGAUUGCUUGUUUGCUUGGUGAUGAUUAGCUGCGCGUGCGGCCGCUCCUCUUUCCGUCACCCACGAAGCAGAGCGCAAGGCCGCUCGGCGCUUCCCGACAGCACAUCGGAGCCAGGCGGGGGCAUCUACCGUGGUUCCCUUCCCUUCGCCAACUGCGGGCCCUGCAGAAGGCCAGCAGCUUGUCAGUGUGACAGUGGGGACAUCGGGCCGCCGCCGCAAGAGGAGCACGAGCGCUGCGAAGCCUGCAAUCCACGUGCAAGGACAAGAGAUUAGUGUGACGCGAUGAUACUAUUCGCUACUCAGUCGAGGCUUUCCCUGUGUCACGAGUUCGCUCGGGCAAGCCGUCGCUGCGCGUUUGCCGGAUAGUCUAAUAGCACCGGCUCUCGGCGUGCACUGCGGUCGGCGCAGCAGUCGUCUCGGAAAGAGACGCAUCUACAAUUAGGGCUUUCCGAGAUUGCCCUUCGAGUGGGUGGAGUGGAGUAGGGCAAUGGGCAGAGGGCGCGCAGCGAGUCCGUGGUUGUAGGAUGCUACUCGCUCCCUCUGCGCUCCCUCAAAUAGUGGCCGAGGCCGGGGAGUGGAGGAUGGGAGCUGUACUAAGGUGUAUCAUGAUGUAUUAUAUGUAUGCUAUUGGACACUUCUCGGACUUCGCCACCAACUUACCAGAUGACGUCUCUCCGUAUGAUCACUCAGGCGGAAACAAUAUCGCACUUCCACAAG
Molecule: messenger RNA, 830 nt
Organism: Laetiporus sulphureus 93-53
Lineage: Eukaryota; Fungi; Basidiomycota; Agaricomycetes; Polyporales; Laetiporaceae
Exons: 2
Coding region: 135-386 (83 amino acids)
Source: RefSeq, a predicted model, not a curated record